Emys orbicularis (European pond turtle) is the source of this 3060-nucleotide messenger RNA. RefSeq names its product kinesin family member 19 (gene KIF19). Gene Ontology annotation, biological process: microtubule-based movement. The transcript has 20 exons. Gene Ontology annotation, molecular function: ATP binding; microtubule motor activity; microtubule binding. The coding region runs from base 1 to 3060 and encodes 1019 amino acids. The record is from RefSeq and is a predicted model, not a curated record. Lineage: Eukaryota; Metazoa; Chordata; Testudines; Emydidae.
AUGAAGGAGGUGAAGGAGUCCAGAGGCCAGCAACUCACGGUGGCCCUUCGGAUCCGGCCGAUCAGCAUGGUGGAGCUGGAGGAAGGAGCUACUCUCAUAGCUCAUAAAGUGGAUGAACAGGUGGUAGUGCUCAUGGACCCCAUGGAGGACCCCGAGGACAUCCUGCGAGCCAACCGCUCCCGCGAGAAAUCCUACGUCUUCGACGUGGCCUUCGACUUCACGGCAACUCAGGAGAUGGUCUAUCGCGCCACCACCAAGGGCCUGAUCGAAGGCGUCAUCUCCGGGUACAACGCCACCGUCUUCGCCUACGGCCCCACCGGCUGUGGGAAGACAUACACCAUGCUGGGUACAGACCACGAGCCCGGCAUCUACGCACGCACCCUCCACGACCUGUUCAGAGCCAUUGAGGAGACCAGCGACGACAUGGAGUAUGAGGUGUCCAUGUCCUACCUCGAGAUCUACAACGAGAUGAUCCGGGACCUGCUCAACCCGUCGCUGGGCUUCCUGGAGCUGCGGGAGGACGCCAAGGGAGUGAUCCAGGUGGCGGGGAUCACAGAAGUCUCCACCAUCAACGCCAAGGAGGUCAUGCAGCUGCUGCUGAAGGGGAACAAGCAGCGGAUGCAGGAGCCCACGGCCGCUAACCAGACGUCGUCGCGGUCCCACGCCGUGCUGCAGGUCACCGUCCGCCAGAAGAGCCGCAUCAAGAACAUCAUGCAGGAGGUGCGGGUGGGGCGGCUCUUCAUGAUCGACCUGGCUGGCUCCGAGAGGGCGUCUCAGACCCAGAACCGCGGGCAGAGGAUGAAGGAGGGAGCCCACAUCAACCGCUCGCUGCUGGCGCUGGGGAACUGCAUCAACGCCCUGAGCGACAAGGGGGCCCCCAAGUACGUCAACUACCGCGACAGCAAGCUCACCCGCCUCCUGAAGGACUCCCUCGGGGGCAACAGCCGCACGGUCAUGAUCGCGCACAUCAGCCCGGCCAGCAGUGCCUUUGAGGAGUCCCGCAGCACCCUCACCUACGCCGACCGCGCCAAGAGCAUCAAAACCACGGUGAAGCGGAACCUGCUCAAUGUCUCGUACCACAUUGCCCAGUACACCAGCAUCAUCUCGGACCUGCGCAGCGAGAUCCAGCGCCUCAAGUGCAAGAUCGACUCGCAGGGGCCGCGCCCGGCCCGGGGCGAGCGGGGCGACAUCCGCCACAUCCAAGCCGAGGUGCAGCUCCACAGCUCCCUCUGCGACCGGCAGGAGAUGGACCAGCUGCGGGAACAGCUGAUCGGCGCCUUCCAGGAGCAGAUGGACGUGCGGCGCCAGCUGAUGGAGCUGGAGAACAGCUCCAUGGAGCUCCAGAUCGAGAGCACCCGGCACCUGCUGACCAUUGCAGACUGGGACCAGGAGAAGAGGCGCCGCGCCCAGAAGUGCAGGGAGGAGCUGAGGAAGGACGAGAGCGAGAAGGAUUCAGACACUGGGGACGAGCAGCCGGACGCGCCGGAGCCGCAGGACGUGAUCUCGGCCAGGGAGAACAUUGCCGCCCUCACGGGGGAGCAGAAGAAGCUGCGCAAGCUAAAGGCGGAGCUGGAGAAGCGGUUCAAGGAGAUCCGCCAGCGGGGGCGGCGGCUGGAGGAGGCGCUGCCGCGGCGCAUCAGCUCGGAGGAGCAGCGCGAGGUGCUGAGCCUGCUCUGCAAGGUGCAUGAGCUGGAGCUGGAGAACACGGAGAUGCAGUCCAGCGCCCUGCUCAAGGACAACGUCAUCCGCCACAAGAGCUACGUGGUGCGGCGCUUCGAGCAGCACCGCAGCCUCUGCGACCGCAUCAUCCAGCAGCAGAGGCAGAUCAUCCACGAAUAUCACCUCUCGGUCCCACACCACCUGGAGGAGCUGUAUGAGAUCUACCUGCGGGAGCUGGAGGAGGGCAGCCUGGACCGGGUCGCCAGCCUGGACCGCGUGGCCGCCAAAGCCCUGAAGGACACGUCUCUGCCCAAGAUCCCCCAGCUCCUGGCUGCAGAGAGCGCCCUGGACUCUGACCAGGAGAGUGUGAGGACGCUGGGCUCGGAGCACCAACUGCUGCUGCAGCGCGACUCCCGCAGGCAUGCCCUGCCGCCCCUCGUGCCGGACGCAGAGAGCGACCCGGCCCAGGUGUUCAGGACCAGCCCUCGGGUGCGGCAGAUCAAGAGUUCGGCUGUGAUGACCCCGCCCCCGAUCCAUGUGAACGGCAUGGUGACCCAAGAGGCAGCGGCCAGACGCGCUCACCUCCCGUCUCUCCCCCAGUACCUGCACCGGGGGAGCCUGGCCAGCCUGGAGAGCCACCCCAACUCCUCCCCGGACAGCAGCGAGAACUGCUCGGACGUCGCCCUGACGCGCAGAGAGCGCAGGGAGAUCCUGAGCAGCACCAAGAGCAUUGCGGUGAAGGCCGCCCGGCGCCGCUCCCGGGUGCUGGAGUCCGACCGGCUGCGCCUGCUGGAGCCCAUGAAGGAGCGGAGCAGCCUGUCGCUGCACUCCCUGAGCGAGAGCGAAGACCCCCUCUCCCCAGAGACCCCCGCCUCCCGGCGCCCGCCCUGCCCCGGCCUGCAGCAUGCCGCCAGCGAGGACAACCUGUCCAGCAGCACUGGGGAGACGGCCUCGCGGGCCGAGGGCCUCCGCCCCAGCCACUCCCCUGGGCCCUGGCUCCGGGGGCACAAGAAGGGUGGCAAGAAGCUGGGGAAGAGGGAGGAGUCGUUGGACGGCAAAAGGCGGAAGCGACGGUCCAGGUCCUUUGAGGUCACCGGCCACGGGCUCCCAGGACCGAAGCCCAACGUAACUCGGUCCCGCCCCCUCGAGAGCAACUCUGAGCACAGGAUGCCGGCGGGGGGGCCGCCGGCGCCGCACCCCCGGGCGCCUGGCAAAGCCAAAGGGAGGCUCCCGCAGAGCCAGCAUGCAGGUCCGGGGGACCCGGCGUCUCUCCCGCUCCCCCUCCCUCAUCCCAGCAGCUUGAAGAAAGGCCCCCAGCCCAGCCAGCGCCCCCGCCUCAGCUACAUCACGCUGAACGGCACCAACGCGUACGCCAAGGACGGCAGGAGCCGGCGCUAUUGA